Pantherophis guttatus is the source of this 476-nucleotide messenger RNA. Lineage: Eukaryota; Metazoa; Chordata; Lepidosauria; Squamata; Colubridae. The record is from RefSeq and is a predicted model, not a curated record.
CCCAGGAUGCCAUCGGAAUUGGAGACGGCUAUGGAGAUCAUCAUCUCCGUCUUCCACCAGUACUCCAGCAAAGGAGGCGACAAGGAUAAGCUGAGCAAGAAGGAGCUGAAGCAGCUGCUGCAGAAGGAGUUCGGCUUGGAGACCCAGAAAUAUCCGGAGGGGGUGGACAAGAUCAUGUGCGAUCUGGACAAGAACGGCGACGGGCAAGUCAGUUUCCAGGAGUUCCUGAAGAUGGUGGCCGCCAUACUUAUAACAAGAAACCCUUCCUUUUCGGAGGAAACCUGAGCUUGCCGGCGGCCCUUAGCGGGAACGCAAAGCUCGGGAGUUUUGGGGGGGGCUUCAAGCCCAGCUGUCCCCUUCGCAACGCCUUUUCCCCCGUUUCUCGCGGCUUCUCUGCCCAACUGGGAGCACCCCGAGGUGGCAUGUAAUCGUCUGCUGGGACAGCCCUGCUGCUGAUUAAAGCUGUUUAGUGUGCA